CCGGAACCGGACGCGGUCUCGUUUUCAUUCGUUGCUGCAGCUACGACAAAAUACCCACGCAAAGGUAGCAGCAGCCACAACGUAACAUUCAGUGUUUUGAUAUAAGAAUGGCUCUCGAAUCGCGGAUCACACAGGAGGAGAUCAAGAAGGAACCGGAGAAGCCCAUCGACCGGGAAAAGACCUGCCCCCUUCUGCUGCGAGUGUUCACCACCAACAGUGGCCGACACCACAGAGCAGAUGAAUUUGCCCGUGGCAACGUCCCCUCCAGUGAACUGCAGAUCUACACAUGGAUGGACGCUACGCUGAAGGAACUGACCAGCCUGGUGAAGGAAGUGUAUCCAGAAGCCAGGAAAAAGGGGACUCACUUCAGCUUUUCCAUUGUCUACCCCGACCCCAGAGGAAAAGUGUACAGGUUGAAAGAUAUUGGCAGUACUGUAUCCGGCAGGAAGGGCACAGAUGACUCCAUGACGUUGCAGUCUCAGCGCUUCCAGAUCGGAGACUACCUGGACAUAGCGAUCACGCCACCCAAUAGAGCCCCGCCCCUUAGCACACGCAUGAGACCCUUCUGAAUGUGAAUACAGAAACCAACACACAUCAAACUAAGUUUUUUGUUUAUUUUUUUCCCCCUUUGCAUCAUCUUGGAUGGUUUUUGCCUCAUUUUAUAAAAUGUGAUGUGUAAUAAAGUUGUCAUUUUUUUCAAAA
This is a messenger RNA of Dicentrarchus labrax (European seabass), 702 nucleotides long. RefSeq names its product Sin3A-associated protein (gene sap18). Gene Ontology annotation, cellular component: nucleus. The transcript has 4 exons. The coding region runs from base 108 to 569 and encodes 153 amino acids. Gene Ontology annotation, biological process: negative regulation of DNA-templated transcription. Lineage: Eukaryota; Metazoa; Chordata; Actinopteri; Moronidae. Gene Ontology annotation, molecular function: transcription factor binding; transcription corepressor activity. The record is from RefSeq and is a predicted model, not a curated record.